This is a messenger RNA of Glarea lozoyensis ATCC 20868, 276 nucleotides long. RefSeq lists its product as uncharacterized. The record is from RefSeq and is a predicted model, not a curated record. The transcript is spliced from 3 exons. Lineage: Eukaryota; Fungi; Ascomycota; Leotiomycetes; Helotiales; Helotiaceae. Gene Ontology annotation, biological process: proteasome assembly; mRNA export from nucleus; double-strand break repair via homologous recombination. The coding region runs from base 1 to 276 and encodes 91 amino acids. Gene Ontology annotation, cellular component: proteasome regulatory particle, lid subcomplex; proteasome complex.
AUGUCCGCAGCACCUUCAGCAGGCGCUGCUGCGAAUAAAGCCACUCAAGACAAGACCGCGGAUGCUGCGAAAGAUGUAAAGCCGGCUGCUGCCCUGGAGGAGGAUGAUGAGUUUGAGGAUUUCCCUGUAGAGAAUUGGACGAAGGAAGAUACUGAGGUGCCAGGGGACAACACACAUCUGUGGGAAGAGAGCUGGGAUGAUGAUGAUACCAGUGAAGAUUUCUCUGCGCAGUUGAAGGAAGAGCUCAAGAAGGUCGAGGCCAGCAAAAAACGUUGA